Molecule: messenger RNA, 659 nt
Organism: Heterobasidion irregulare TC 32-1
Lineage: Eukaryota; Fungi; Basidiomycota; Agaricomycetes; Russulales; Bondarzewiaceae
Exons: 1
Coding region: 182-532 (116 amino acids)
Source: RefSeq, a predicted model, not a curated record
AAAUUCGCAUCGAUUCGCAUUCAUAUUCUGCACAUUCGCGAGGAUUCACUACGGUAUGUAUCGGGUCGGGAGCGUCGAGGGAAUCAGAUUGGGGGUGGAACCUCCCGCGCGCACGGCGCAUGGGAAGGAAAGAGAAGCAGAAUGAAGAGACGAUAGUAAAGUGCCGACGCGCUAACAAGGCAUGGAUGGGGCUAGAUUUAAAGAGCAGAGGGAGGGAACAAAAGAAGCAUCGACGUCGACGGCGCCGAGGGGUCACGCGCGAGGAAGAGACAUGAAGGGGAGCGAGAGUGAGAACGGAACCGAUCGCGCAACGAGCAAGCAAACAGAAGCGGGGUCGACAGAGCUAGCCAGCCCCCGACACGCAAGUCGGGCGACUCCAGCACCAGCCCCCCGGUCCCCAACCAGACCCCGGCCUGACCCCUCUAACCCACCCCACCCUCGCUUUCGGCCUGCUCACACCCAUUCCGCCUCGCCCCCGCUGCGCGAUCAUGGCCAUGUCAGUGGGCGGGGCACCGGCAGCACGCGCCUCUAAUCAUCGUACUGUCGAUACCCACCCUCUCCUCCAUCGCCCUCGUCCCUGCGCUUCCCCUUGCCCUUGUUCGCUGCUGCGGCCAGGGCAGCCGGAUCGUCGACCUUCUUCCGGCGCUUGCGCUCCGUUU